Molecule: messenger RNA, 4707 nt
Organism: Harpegnathos saltator (Jerdon's jumping ant)
Lineage: Eukaryota; Metazoa; Arthropoda; Insecta; Hymenoptera; Formicidae
Gene: Sec24AB
Product: Protein transport protein Sec24AB
Exons: 15
Coding region: 202-4086 (1294 amino acids)
Biological process (GO): endoplasmic reticulum to Golgi vesicle-mediated transport; intracellular protein transport; COPII-coated vesicle cargo loading
Cellular component (GO): COPII vesicle coat; endoplasmic reticulum exit site
Molecular function (GO): SNARE binding; zinc ion binding
Source: RefSeq, a predicted model, not a curated record
GCCACGCCAUGGCGCGCCAGUCGCGUGAGCUGCCACGUAAUGUGUGUGUGCCGCUCGUUUGCUCACGAAUUGGUACGCUGUAAUAUUUGCGAGAUCGUUCGAAGGAAUUAAACGGCAACGAGGGGCGAUGCGCGGGUCUGCAUCCGGCCGUUCAUAAUUUCGGUGUCGCACCCAUCGCGAAGUGACUUUUAGAGGGACAGAAUGUCACAGUCAAGCGGUUACCAGUAUCCACUGUAUGUAGAACCCAACAAUACUUUAAAGAAUAAUCCAUCACCUGUAGUGAAUGGUCAAAGUUCUAUACCUCAACAGAAUGGUAUGCAGUCUCCUCAUUUUAAUCUGACCGGUACACCAUCGUCGCAAUCCUCACGUGAUCCAUCCAGGGAAACUUCUAGAGAUCCAUCACCAACCCAAUACCUUCACAAUCAAUAUCGGCCUCAGUUACCUCGACCGCCAAUGCCACCAAUAACUGGGCCACAAAAUUCUAAUAUAUUGUCCUCACCACCUAGAACGUCACAGCCAUUUAGUCCCAUUAACCCUUAUGGUGCACAUAGCCAGUAUGCCACUAGCAGUCAUCAAAACAUUGGUGUGUCCUCAGUUGCCUUGGUAACCCAACCUAGCCAUGAAAUUCACCAUAGAUCCAUGAUUCCCCCGAAUCAGAUGCCUCCACUGGGGAGAAAUCUCGGGUCAGAAUCUGAAACUUUGACACCUGCGGAUAUUGUCAAAUCGGAAUUUGCUAAAGUGAAUCAAAGUUACCAAUGGACAACCAAUUCUCCACCCAGCAGCGUUUCGCAAGGCACUAUAGGCAUUUCUGGCGCAUCCGGUAACAUCGAUAAGACUAGUCAAGUCUCUAAAGAUCAAACAACAGGCAGUCAAGUGCCAUUUACGAGAGUGAAUCAGCCGUCAACACAUGAUCAGAGUCAUCCUAUUUCUUCAGCCCUAUCCAACAUUAGUCUGCUUUCUCCAAGCGUCAUUCAACAUUCGAGUCAAGACAGUAACAUGCAGCAGGAUCCACAGACUUCUAGUGUACAACUAUCAAGGACUCGGAAUGUCCAGGCACAAUCGCCUAUUGAUCCUUCCGAAAGUUCAAUUAAUCCUCAACUCAGAUAUGGAAGUCAGCAAAGCAUAUUCAACGCAUCUUCGACACCGCAUAUGAGUUCUAGCACGCAAAAUUUGUUUUCCAGUAGUUCACAACAAAUUCACAAUAUGGCUGCACGAAAUCCGCAGGAUUAUUGCCCUCAGCCUUUGAAACAUCAGUCUCAAUUUCAAUCUCAGUUUCAACCUCAACCGCAGCUUCAACCUCAGCCUCAACCGCAGCUUCAACCUCAGCCUCAACCGCAGCUUCAACCUCAGCUUCAGCCUCAACCUCAGUCUCAGCCUCAGCCUCAGCCUCAGCCUCAUUCUCACCUUCAGUCUCAACCUCAGCCUCAAUCUCAGCCUCAGCCUCAGCCUCAACCUCAACCUCAACCUCAACAAAGUCUACUCACUGACCAAAUGGACCCUAUGGGACUGGGAGGUGUUCCUCAAGGUUCGAAUGUAUAUCAACAUUUAGCUGGUCAGAGAAAGUAUCCGCAACAGGACACUGCCAAUACCACGAUGCCACCUCCAAGGGCUACCGUGCCGUCUUCAGGAAUUAGUCAGUUACAUGCGAGACCACCGUCGUCAAGGAUGCUUCCAGGACAUCAGAUGUACGAUACUCGUUCGCACUAUCCCGGCUCGAUGACGAACGUUCCUUUAGACUCAUUAAAUAGAAGAUAUCCUAAUACGUAUCCCGACCAAUUAAAUCAGUUAAAUAAUCAGAUGAGCAAUUUGAACGUGGCACAGAGUGGCUUUGACCAAUUAUGGGGUUCGGUAACGGUAGACCUCUUACAAGGCAGGAAUAUACUGCCGCCUAAAAAAGUCGAGCCACCAAAGAUUAAGUUACAUCAGGAAUUGUUAGACACUGCAAAUUGUAGUCCCGAAAUAUUCAGAUGUACGCUGACCAAGGUUCCCGAUACAAAUAUGCUUCUACAGAAGUCUAGAUUGCCAUUCGGUGUACUGAUACAUCCUUUUAAGGAUUUAAAUCAGCAUUUGCCGGUGAUUCAGUGUAAUACGAUCGUGCGCUGUCGAGCUUGCCGAACGUACAUCAAUCCCUUCGUUAUUUUCAUCGACAUGAAGAGAUGGAAGUGCAAUCUCUGUUUCAGGCUAAAUGAACUACCCGAAGAGUUCCAAUAUGAUCCUGUAACGAAAUCAUACGGUGAGCCCGCGCGACGGCCAGAAGCUAAGAACGGCACGAUAGAGUUCAUUGCGCCGAGCGAAUACAUGCUCCGUCCACCUCAGCCCGCAGUCUAUCUAUUCGUCGUAGACGUAUCUCGUCUCGCGAUAGAAAGCGGCUACUUACAGAUCGUCUGUAACACCAUCAUCGACGAAUUGUCGCGUCUACCUGGCGACAGCCGCACUCAGAUUGGUUUCCUCGCCGUCGAUUCUGCUCUACACUUCUUCAGCAUGCCCGACAAUGUCUCGCAGCCGCAUGAAAUGAUUAUGCUGGACAUCGAUGACGUGUUUCUACCGUGUCCGGAGAACCUGAUUGUGAAUCUGAAGGAGCGCGAGGAGCUCGUCCGUGACCUUCUUACUCAGCUGCCCGUCAAAUUUCACGGCACUCACGACACUAGCUGCGCUCUCGGCGCCGCUCUUCAAGCUGCCUAUAAGCUUCUCUUCGCGACUGGAGGACGCGUCACUGUUUUCCAGACAUGUCUGCCUAAUCACGGUCCAGGAGCCUUACAGUCACGAGAAGACCCCAACGCUAGAGCAGGCAAAGACGUGCCGCAUCUUAAUCCGGCGACAGACUUCUAUAAGAGAUUCGCAUUGGAUUGCAGCGGACAACAAAUUGCGAUUGAUUUGUUCCUGUUGAACAGUCAGUACAGCGACCUGGCAACUUUAUCGUGCAUGUCAAAGUUCACUGGUGGCUGCAUUUUCCACGUGCCGUUGUUUCGAACUUCAAAGUUGCAAAGCGCGGAGACAUUGGAGAGAAUGCUUCGCCGAUAUCUGACCAGAAAAAUCGGCUUUGAAGCUGUAAUGAGGAUUCGUUGCACUCGUGGUCUGAGCAUUCAGGCCUUUCACGGUAGCUUUUUCGUACGCUCGACCGAUCUCCUUUGUUUGCCAAACAUCAAUCCGGACGCCGGCUUUGGUAUGCAAAUUGCUAUCGAAGAGAAUCUUUCUGACAUGCAGAGUGUAUGCUUCCAAGCAGCUCUACUCUACACUUCGAGCAAAGGUGAACGAAGAAUCAGAGUGCAUACGUUGUGCUUGCCAGUUGUAAAAAAUCUAUCAGAUAUUCUGCAUGCCGCUGAUCAACAAUGUAUAGUGGGUCUCCUAUCGAAAAUGGCUGUCGAUCGGUCGCUUCAAUCGUCUUUGUCGGAUGCCAGAGACGCGUUAAUAAACGUCGCCAUUGAUGUCCUAUCUACGUACAAAUUGCUACAAUCCAGCGGCAGUGGAAGACUUUUAGCGCCGGAAAGCUUGAAGUUAUUGCCGUUAUAUAUCAUCGCAUUAUUGAAAAGUGUGGCAUUCAGGUCUGGCACAAGCACACGUUUGGAUGAUCGCGUGUUCGCCAUGUUUCAAUUGAAAACAUUACCCUUGGCGCAGCUAAUGCAGAUGGUUUACCCCGAUCUGUACCCGGUGCACGCACUCGACGACCGCAACGCUAAAGACAUCGAAGGCAAGAUCUGUCCGCAACCGCCACGGCUUCAUCUAUCUGCGGAGAGACUCGACGCUAGAGGCGUCUUCCUCUUGGACGCCGGUGACAAGAUCUAUAUCUACGUUGGCAAGAAUGUCAACCCGGUAUUCUGUUCGGCAGUAUUCGGAGUCUCAGCGUUUGCGUCUAUUUCAGAGGAAUUGUAUGAAUUGCCGGAAUUGGACACGAUAGAAAACGAACGGUUGCGGCAUUUUAUAUUCAGUUUGCAAGAAGAGAAACCGUUCUGGGUACCUAUACAGAUCAUCAGGGAGGAUAGCCAUUUCAGGACAUUGUUCAUCGAGCGUUUAAUAGAAGACAGGUUCGAAACGGCGCUUAGUUACUACGAGUUCUUACAGCAUCUCAAGAUACAGGUGAAAGAGUGACCGAUCUGAUUCUACUGGGAGUCAUUGGAUUCAUGAGUCAUAAAGUCGCAUUAAAAUGUGAUUAAGAAUUGUGCGCGAAUCAUCAUCGAUCGGUCGUGGGUUCACAUAGGAAAUAUCGGGGACGAGUGGUUUCAAAAACUAUUUUGCCAUACGCAGCAGUGAUAGCCUUACCGACAGACACUGACGCAUUUAAAUAUGGUAGAUUGUAAUUAUUGUUAUUAUUAAUACUAUUAUUACAAUUGUUUACCAUCGAUAUCUCUGAUACACAAGGAUUCGCACGUUCUCGUUGCGCGCGUCCACUUGGGAUAAAUAUGUAUAACUUCUUUAUAUACGCUUGUGCUCGUCCAGUAAACGAUAAUAUGAGUUUUUACGAUCUUGUGCUAUAUCCGUAGCACUUUUAAUUCGUGCAAUUUUUACCUGGACAAUGAUAAAAUCUUGAUUAAUCCAUCGAACAGCAUCGAUAUGACGAGUAAUUUCUUUUCUUUUUCCACGCGGAAUAUUUUUAGACUAUUUUGUCUCGUUCUAUGCAAGAGAUAGAGAGAGAGAGAGAGAGAGAGAGAUCCUGUAUUUGCGAUUUGUAAAAUGCAGAAAUUAAUCUUACUUUAUUUAUUUAUUUUUUCU